Megalops cyprinoides (Indo-Pacific tarpon) is the source of this 1253-nucleotide messenger RNA. RefSeq names its product peroxisomal biogenesis factor 14 (gene pex14). Bases 37 to 1197 code for a protein of 386 amino acids. The transcript has 9 exons. Gene Ontology annotation, molecular function: signaling receptor binding. Gene Ontology annotation, cellular component: peroxisomal membrane; peroxisomal importomer complex. The record is from RefSeq and is a predicted model, not a curated record. Lineage: Eukaryota; Metazoa; Chordata; Actinopteri; Elopiformes; Megalopidae. Gene Ontology annotation, biological process: protein import into peroxisome matrix, docking.
GGGGAUGGGAAGGGUUGCUUGCACAGGCUGGAAAAGAUGGCAUCCUCUGAUCAACCUGAACAGCAAGCACAGACCGGCUCUCCCAUCAGAGAAGAUGCUUCCCCGAGAGAACCGCUGAUUGCCACAGCGGUGAAGUUUUUGCAGAACCAGAAAGUUCGUCAGAGCCCCCUGGCCACCAGAAAAGCCUUCCUGAAGAAAAAAGGUCUCACAGAUGAGGAGGUGGAGCUGGCCAUCCAGCGCUCAGGCAGCACAGAAGACCCCCUGGCCUUGGCCCAUGCGGGACCCCCCCAUGUCCUUCACCCCACACAGCUGACACCCGUCCCAUACAGUGCUCCUGGGUACAGAUGGAAGGACUACGGCGCGCUGGCCAUCAUCAUGACGGGCAUGGCCUUCGGGUUCCACCACCUGUAUCGGAAAUACAUCCUUCCUCUCAUUACGGGCAGCCGGGAGGACAAGAAGCACCUGCAGAGGAUGGAGACCCACAUGGCCGAGAUGAGUGGCACGCUGACACAGACAGUCACGCAGCUGCAGAUGACUCUGGCCUCAGUGCAGGAGCUCCUGGUACAGCAGCAGCAGAGGAUUCAGGAGCUGUCCCAGGAGCUGGCUACCUCUGAGCAGGCUUCCUCUGCAGCCAACCGCAUGCUGGAGUCCCAGACCAUUAGCGAGCUGAAGGCUGAGAUCGUGUCUCUGAAGGGUCUCCUGCUGAGCAGGAGACAGUUCCCCGCGUCGCCCUCCGUUCCCAAGAUCCCGUCUUGGCAGAUCCCCCUGAAGCCUCCCACGCUCUCCGGCUCGCCCUCCGUCAACCACAACAACAGCAGCAGCGACAUCUCACCUGUCAGCAACGAGUCGGCCAACUCCUCACCCAUCAAGGAGGGCCACAGCCCGCAGGGCCCCCAGGCCGGGCCCCACGGCCUCAACGGGGAGGGGGGCCUUGGGGCGGCGCUGCCUCUGGACUUGAAGGACCAGGUGCGCAUGGAAGUGCAGGGGGAGGAGGAGAAGAAGGAGGUGGAGGAAGAGGACGAGGAGGAGGAGGAGGAGGAGGAAGACGAGGACGACGAUGACGUGAGCCACGUGGACGAGGAGGAACGUCUGAGCGUGCAGACGGAGGACCGGCGGGGAGGGGACGGGCAGAUCAACGAGCACGUGGACAAACUGCGGCGGCCCGAGGGGGCCAGCAACGAGAGCGAAGUGGAUUAGGCACCGCCCCUACUCCCCCACCUCCCCCUCACCCCCCCCCCUUUUAAUUUCAUCCA